Rhododendron vialii is the source of this 1229-nucleotide messenger RNA. Its product is annotated as PHD finger protein ALFIN-LIKE 2-like. Gene Ontology annotation, biological process: regulation of DNA-templated transcription. Gene Ontology annotation, molecular function: histone binding; transcription coregulator activity; transcription cis-regulatory region binding. Gene Ontology annotation, cellular component: nucleus. NCBI's taxonomy places the organism in Eukaryota, Viridiplantae, Streptophyta, Magnoliopsida, Ericales, Ericaceae. The record is from RefSeq and is a predicted model, not a curated record. Bases 170 to 898 code for a protein of 242 amino acids. The transcript has 5 exons.
UCCGGUAACUAAAAUCUAACGGCCCCAGUUGUCGAUCCAAACCGACUGGGAACCAACCUCACUCUCUCUCCCCCGUCGAUGCGCACAGAACUUCAGCUUCCGAUCGGUCUCUGAAUCCCCCUUCUUCGCACCUCGUAUCCGAUCCCCUUCUCGCGCUUCACUGGGGCCCAUGGAAAUGCCUUCGAUCUCUUCCAGUCCCCGCACCGUCGAAGAGAUCUUCAAAGACUACAGCGCUCGUCGCGCCGGCGUCGUCCGCGCCCUCACUGACGAUGUCGACGAGUUCUACUUACUUUGCGAUCCAGAGAAGGAGAACCUGUGUUUGUACGGACACGCGAAUGAGUCGUGGGAAGUGACGCUGCCGGCGGAGGAAGUUCCGCCGGAGCUUCCUGAGCCGGCGUUGGGGAUCAAUUUUGCAAGGGAUGGGAUGAAGCGGAGGGACUGGCUGUCGCUGGUGGCUGUGCAUACUGACUCUUGGUUGCUCUCUGUUGCUUUCUAUUUUGGGGCUCGCCUUAAUCGCAAUGAGAGGAAGCGUCUAUUUAGCCUGAUAAAUGAUCUGCCUACUGUAUUCGAAGUUGUGACAGAGAGGAAGCCAGUAAAGGACAAGCCCAGUAUGGAUAGCAGUAGCAAAUCCAGAAUCUCCACUAAGAGAUCAAGUGACGGACAAUCAAAACGCAGUCUGAAGCUCUACGAUGAGAGUAACGAGGAGGAUGAAGAUGAGCAUGGUGAAACCCUUUGUGGGAGCUGUGGGGGAAAUUACAGUGCUGAUGAGUUCUGGAUAGGCUGUGACAUUUGUGAGAAGUGGUUCCAUGGGAAAUGCGUGAAAAUAACACCGGCCAAGGCGGAAAACAUCAAGCAGUACAAAUGCCCCUCUUGCAGCACAAAGAAGAGCAAGCCAUAGAAGAAGAGGCUGAAAAUAACCCUUUGUUUGUAACUUCAUAUAGUCGCUUCAAAGGUCAAAGUUAGGUCCCUGCUUGUAUGUUUCUGUAUAAGAUGGAUGUUUUCAUGUUGGUUUCAACUUUCAGUCGGAAAGAGUUCUAGUUCGUAGUUGUUUAGGACCUUGUAUCUAACUAUGAGUCAUGUUGUCGAUGCCGUUUGAUCAUUUUGUUCCGAAUGGGUUCGUAGUUGUCUGUUCAGGACCUUGUAUCUUAGGUUUAGUUCCCAUUGCUUAUUUGCUCAUUUUCUCGGGAUCUUUUUGUUUUCAAUGAGCAUUUUUUCAUACCUGAGUCAAA